AGAGAGGGCGAUUACUGCUCCUGCGACGGCUACACCAACAGCAUCUACACCAUCUCCAUCAGCAGCACCACCGAGAACGGCUACAAGCCCUGGUACCUGGAGGAAUGCGCCUCCACCCUCGCCACCACCUACAGCAGCGGGGCUUUUUAUGAGCGGAAAAUAGUCACCACGGACCUCCGGCACCGCUGCACCGACGGCCACACCGGCACCUCCGUGUCCGCCCCCAUGGUCGCGGGCGUCAUCGCCUUGGCUUUGGAGGCAAACCCCCUGCUCACCUGGAGGGAUGUCCAGCAUCUGCUGGUCAAAACCUCGCGGCCGGUGCACCUGCGAGCGGCUGACUGGAAGACCAACGGCGCGGGGCAUAAAGUUAGCCAUCUAUAUGGCUUUGGUCUGGUGGAUGCAGACGCUAUAGUGGUGGAAGCCAAGAAGUGGAAGGCAGUUCCUCCCCAGCACGUCUGCGUGGGAAGCCUGGACAGGGUGCCCAAGUACAUCCGUGCGGACCACGUGCUGCGCGCCAGCACCCUCAGCAGCGCCUGCGCCGAGCACCGCGACCAGCACGUGCUCUACCUGGAGCACGUCGUGGUGCGGCUCAGCAUCUCGCACCCGCGCCGGGGCGACCUCCAGAUCAGUCUCGUCUCUCCGGCGGGGACCAGGUCGCAGCUCCUUGCCAGGAGGGUGUUCGACCACUCCAACGAGGGGUUCAAGGGAUGGGAGUUCAUGACCGUCCACUGCUGGGGGGAGCGGGCGGCAGGAGAGUGGACCCUGGAGAUCCACGACACGCCGUCCCAA
This is a messenger RNA of Phaethon lepturus (White-tailed tropicbird), 789 nucleotides long. RefSeq names its product proprotein convertase subtilisin/kexin type 6-like. NCBI's taxonomy places the organism in Eukaryota, Metazoa, Chordata, Aves, Phaethontiformes, Phaethontidae. The annotation marks the transcript as partial. The record is from RefSeq and is a predicted model, not a curated record. The transcript is spliced from 6 exons. Gene Ontology annotation, cellular component: membrane; cell surface. Gene Ontology annotation, biological process: peptide hormone processing. Gene Ontology annotation, molecular function: serine-type endopeptidase activity.